GAUGGGCCACUACUCUGCGGUAGAGAUACAAUUCAAGCUUUCCGCGAAGCGGGCUUGUCACUCUUGGAAGAAAGGGCUCUACCAAGUGUCUAUGCGCUGCAGGCAGAAGAUGACCUAAAAAUGCUGGUGGAAGAGUUCGCAGACUUGUUUGAAGAUCGACUUGGCUGCUGCAAAGGCCCGCCCGUGAAGCUGUACAAGAAAGAAGGAGCGGUGCCGCGGUCUUUGAAGGCCCGUCCGGUGCCGUUCGCGCUUCGCAAAGCAGUGUCAGCCGAAAUCGACCGCCUCGUUCAGCAAGGCGUCCUGUCGCCGGUGAGCGUUUCCGAAUGGGCUGCUCCUGUCGUACCUGUGGUGAAGAAAAAUGGGGACAUCAGGCUGUGUGGCGAUUUUAAGCUCACCGUGAAUCCGGCUACUCACCUGGAGCAGUACCCUUUGCCUAAAGUGGACGACAUUUUUGCCGCGCUCUACGGGGGAGAAGUAUUCACCACACUGGAUCUGAGAAAUGCCUACAAUCAGCUGCCACUUGAUGAAGAAGCGAAGGAAAUGACUGUCAUCAACACGCACCAGGCCUUGUACUCGUACAACCGACUAGCCUUCGGCAUCUCGUCGGCUCCCGCACUGUUCCAGCGGCGCAUUGAGUCGUUAUUAAGGGACUUACCAAGAGUACGCGUGUACCUGGACGACAUCAUAAUCGCCGAGAAGCAACAGGACACGUCAACACUUCGACAAGUGUUCCAGAGACUUCGCGACAAUGGCCUCCAACUGAACAAGGCCAAAUGUCGGUUCCGAGAAAAAGAAGUGCAGUUUCUGGGGCACAAGAUUGAUGCAACCGGACUUCAUCCACUGCGCGACAAUCUCGAAGCCGUAACAGCUGCACCAAAGCCAGAAUCCCAAAUGAUUGCUUUGACCCAGGAGGACAGCGCACUUCGGCAAGUCCGGGAAUGGAUCGAGCAGGGCUGGCCAUCGCAUCUUGCGGGGAAGCAGCAACAUCUGCAGCCGUACUUCACACGCAGAUCUACACCCCUCGAGAGUGGCAAAUCGCCAGCACAACUGCUCUUGGGAUUCGAGCCCCGGACAAGGCUGUCCGCCCACUUUCCAGAAGGCGAGGUGCCUGCAGGGGCCGACACGAUCCAGCCUUCGUCGACCAAAGCACCACCACUGUUCCCACCCGGAAAGCCCGUCUGGUCCCGCCAUAUUCAACGAGGGCGAAAAUGGCUGCCAGGGACUGUGAUAGCGACGGAAGGGAAUCGGAUGGUAAAGGUUGAGACACCCCUGGGAACCCACCGCCAUCAUGUAGACCAGUUGAGGGCACGGCGGGCGUUAGCCACACCAGAAAAAAAGGAAUCAAGGCUCGGCUCCAGCUUAGCGGAACCACAGCCCGACGCAGACGCUCGAGAAGCAAGUGCAACGCUGAACUUCAGUCCAGCGGCCCCUCGGUCGCCCGGCUCGACUCAAGAAACAGGGGCGCCGGAGGCAGUUCCAACUCAACUCCGCCGAUCAACGCGAACAAGACGCCCUCCGGAACGACUGGGCUUUUGAAGGGGGAAGGAGUGCAGCGUCGUCGAUAAACCGCACUCAACGGCCCGAGUUCCUUAUCACCUGUCAGCAAGUCAUGAUGUAAUCGACCACAGCUCGUGUUCUAGACUCGCGUGGGUUUCAGGAUAAAAAGGCCCAGUGCCAAGCAAUAAACGGUUCAGUUUCUUG
This is a messenger RNA of Rhipicephalus sanguineus (brown dog tick), 1701 nucleotides long. RefSeq lists its product as uncharacterized. Bases 121 to 1536 code for a protein of 471 amino acids. Lineage: Eukaryota; Metazoa; Arthropoda; Arachnida; Ixodida; Ixodidae. The transcript is spliced from 3 exons. The record is from RefSeq and is a predicted model, not a curated record.